UGUAAAGGAUGUGAAAUGGCUAGCUAGUUAGCGGGUACGCGCUAGUAGCGUUUCAAUCAGUUACGUCACUUGCUCUGAAACCUAGAUGUAGUGUUGCCCCUUGCUCUGCAAGGACCGCGGCCUUUGUGGAGCGAUGGGUAACGAUGCUUCGUGGGCGACCGUUGUUGAUGUGUGCAGAAGGUCCCUGGUUCGCGCCCGUGUCGGGGCGAGGGGACGUACUAAAGUAAUACUGUUACAUUGGUGCCGUGACCCGGAUCACUGGUUGCUGCGGAAAAGGAGGAGGUUGAAAGGGGGGUGUGUGUAAAGGAUGUGAAAUGGCUAGCUAGUUAGCGGGUACGCGCUAGUAGCGUUUCAAUCAGUUACGUCACUUGCUCUGAAACCUAGAUGUAGUGUUGCCCCUUGCUCUGCAAGGGCCGCGGCUUUUGUGGAGCGAUGGGUAACGACGCUUCGUGGGUGACUGUUGUUGAUGUGUGCAGAGGGUCCCUGGUUUGCGCCCGGGUAUGGGCGAGGGGACGUACUAAAGUUAUACUGUUACACUAGAAGAGAUUGGUUGUCAUCUGAGUGAGUUACUGUAGGUACCCAUAUAUUCAUUUCCCCUCUCCUAUUGUUACAGGCUAUAGAGGGAAGUGGACAUGUGUUUCAUGAUUGGAAGAAGGCUUUUGAUAUAAUCCGGAAUAAAAGUAGCCUACAUAAAUUAGAGUACCAGUAAAUAACACCACAUGAGAGGUUAUGUUACAGAUUUCAACAUUGCACCUAAUAUUAUUUGAUUUGUGUUGCAGCAGGGUUGUAGUUAGUGUUGUCAGUAUCUAUCGCCCUGACUGGUACCACUUUUAAUUGGGUUUCCAAAAAGCCUAUUAAACCCUCUAUGCCAGGGUUGUAAAAGUAUUUAUGUAUGGGAAAACAGAGUGGGAAAUGGAGAGGUAUUUUUGUUUUGCCAUCAGGGCCCUUCUUAUUAUCCUAAUGCAUUUCUAAAGUUACUCCAUAGUGCAGACAGGCUGGUACAUGCCAUUCAAACAGGUGAGUGUAUUCUCUAUCCUGCAUGCAAACCUCACUUAAAAAGAAGUAGAGGAUCCUAGACUGACAAUAUAUAUAUAUAAUCCUUUGAUCAUUCUGACUCAGGGAGGACAGUUACAAGUGGGUGGAAAUUUAAGUGGAUGAAUCAAUCCACCACAUAAUUUAGACAUUCGAGAAGGGAUAGCCUUGAAAUUAAAGACAUAUGUAGAUGCCUUGGGUGGGAUUUUGCCUGCACAGUAAAAAACUACUACAUCAACCUGAAAGCAAGUUGGUUCAUUGUUUACACCAAAUUUAAUGGGCGCGUAACGGGUGCCUAAUUACGCUUUUACACAUGAUGACUCUUGUCUCAGCUUCAUUAAAGGGGAACUGUGGUUUGCAGAAUUGCAUGUCGUCUGUAGACAUCGCUGAAUUUGAGGCGUGGCUAGCCUACUCUGUAAUAUUUUUUUUCUCGUUACUUCAAAUGCCAUGUGUUGAACGGAACUAGUGAGUCUCCAAAGUGAUUCUCCAAUACCGCCGCGCAACAGAUACUUGGAGGAGUGUAGUAUAUUUUCAAAGGACUGGCAAAUAAUGCAAAGUUUCAAGAGGGAUGGCUGUUUUCGCAAACCAUACUUUUGGAAUAUUCUUGGAAUACAGCAAAAAUACUAUCUCUUUUGGACCCACUAGAACAGUCUGCCUUAUGACACUUUUAUUUCUGACAGACCUAAUGUUCUGAAAUAUUUUCUGAGAUGAUUCAGUACUACAUUGUAUUUGAGAUAUUUAUAGCUAUUUUAUCCAUCUCUGGCAAUGUAUUGGUUUGCUGGGCUGUCGCCAUCAACACCACUCUGAAAACCACUACGAACUACUUUUUGGUGUCUUUGGCUGUGGCAGAUAUUUUGGUGGGUUGCCUUGCCAUCCCCUUUGCCAUAACCAUAAGCAUCGGUAUAUUUUUGGACUUCUAUGGAUGUCUUUUCCUGGCCUGUUUUGUUUUGGUACUGACUCAAAGCUCAAUUUUUAGCCUCCUUGCAGUUGCAAUUGAUAGAUAUUUGGCCGUCAAAAUACCCCUCAGGUACAAGGAGCUGGUGACGGGUACGAGGGCCAGACGAAUCAUCGCCAUCUUAUGGAUUCUGUCUUUCGUCAUCGGCCUCAUCCCAUUCCUGGGUUGGAACCUGAAGGUGACUUCCUGCCGUCAGAAUGUCUCCAGCAGCCUGACGAAUGGCAAGUCUUUGGGGGACAAUGCCAGUACCACCAUCCCCCCCCUGGUGGACGAUCUGGGCAGUGCAGGGGACUUCCUGGGCAGCUGCAAGCUUACCUGCCUGUUUGAGAGUGUGGUGGACAUGCACUACAUGGUCUACUUCAACUUCUUCGGCUGCGUCCUGCCUCCUCUGUUUAUCAUGCUAGGCAUCUAUGUGAAGAUCUUCACCGUGGCCCGCAAGCAGAUGCACCAGAUUGAACUCAAGUGCUCAGUGAGCAGCAAUGGGGACAGCCACCAUCACGGGCUCCUGCAACGCGAGAUCCGUGCCGCCAAGUCUCUGUCCAUCAUUGUGGGGCUGUUUGCCCUAUGCUGGCUGCCCGUGCACAUCCUCAACUGCCUGACCCUGUUCUACAAGGACCUGUGCAAGCCGGCCCCCGUCAUGUACAUAGCCAUCAUGCUGUCACAUGCCAACUCAGCCGUCAACCCCGUUAUCUAUGCCUACCGCAUCCAGGACUUCAGGAACACCUUCCGAAAGAUCCUGACGCGUCACGUCCUAUGUCAGAAGGAGGAGCCUUACCUCCACUCCUCCAAUGGGAGCAGGCGGAACAGAGACCAGAUCCACAUGACCAUUGACCCUUUACUCUGAGGGGUGGGGCUACAGGGGGCAUGACCCUUUACUGUAAGAGCAGACACCAGUGUUCGUGAGGCGACUAGCCCCGCCUACAUAACUUUACUUCAAGGGUGGGGCCACAGGCCGGGGGUAUGACUCAUGGAGAGCCCCAACCCCCCCAUGUUAUUGUUGUAUUGUAUUCUUCAAUGACAUUUUAAGUGAGAUUAUAAAUGUUUACAGAACAAAGAGAGUGGGUAUGAUGAAAUGUGAAACUGAAUAGAUUAUCUGCCUUGAAUGGCGAGCAUUGCUUAUGAGUUAAGAUGAGUAUCAUGGGCCAGGUUAUGGAAAGGUAGCCUGGUCCCAGAUCUGUUUGUGCUGUCUUGCCCACUCCUAUGGUCAUUGUCAUGGCCAUAGGAGUUGGCAAGACACCGCAAACACAUCUGGGACCAGGCUAGUGAAAAGCAGGCAAGAGUCUUAUUUACUUUAAAGCUGGAAUCCGUAUUAGGUGAAACUGCCACGUCCUUUUGCAAUUUACAACAAACAACGAACAGAGUUUUUUCCCCUCUGAUAUAAUUUCACAUGCAUUAGAACAGCCACUCUGCUGGAUGCUUCUCUCCUCUGUUUCAUCAAUUUAACAAAAACAAUAACAAAUCCACUGGGGUGAACAAUGGCACAGUUCACCUUAUGAUUUCAACGGUUAAGGAUUUUAUUUUUAUUUUGUCAAAGCUAACUGGAUUUGCAGGACUGUGAAAUGAAUCCAUUACUACAAGAUAACACAUCAUUUACCAUUCCUACACAUUAACCAUAACUCAAAACAUUGCUUUUUCUAUGCCUUAACUUUUCAAAAUAAUAUACAUCAAUUGUUCAACUUUUUUUACACAUUUUUGGUAUUUUAUUUAUUGUCAUGUAGCAAAUUUAUUUUUACCUGGCUGAGGUGUGUACUGUGUUGUUCAUCAUGGGCUACAUCGCACUUGCUCAGUACAGGUCUUGUGUAAAAAAACAGACAUAGGAAAGUCUGCCCAGUGGAACAAUUUACGACUGCAACAACACCAAAAUCUCCAGUGAGAGGGCAUAACACACACAGCUCGGAGUGGAAAAGUAUUUUUACACAUAAUAUAAACUUGUGGGGUGUUAUUGUGCUCUGCUUGAAUUUAGCAAAUGUCAUGGCUUCUUUAGUGUCAUGGAGAAAGCUCAGGAAUAUACAGAAUGUGGUGAGGAAGACUGACUGAGUUGUGAAAAGAUACAUCUGAAAUUCACAGACACAGAGGAUAUUUAGUUGAGACCUCUGGCAAAAGAAGUAUAUAUAAAUCAUCACUCACAAAUACAGUUAAAGUCAUAAGUUUACAUACACUUAGGUUGGAGUCAUUAUAUCUCGUUUUUCAACCACUCCACAAAUGUCUUGAUAACAAACUAUAGUUUUGACAAGUCAGUUAGGACAUCUACUUUGUGCAUGACACAAGCAAUUUUUCCAACAAUUGUUUACAGACAGAUUAUUUCACUUAUAAUUCACUGUAUCACAAUUCCAGUAUGUCAGAAGUUUACAUACACUAAGUUGACUGUGCCUUUAAACAGCUUGGGAAAUUCCAGAAAAUGAUGUCAUGGUUUUAGAAGCGUCUGACAGACUAAUUUGACAUCAUUUGAGUCAACUGGAGGUGUACCUGUGGAUGUAUUUCAAGGCCUACCUUCAAACUCAGUGGCUCUUUGAUUGACAUCAUGCGAAAAUCAAAAGAAAUCCGCCAAGACCUAAGAAAAAGAAUUGUGGACCUCCACAAGUCUGGUUCAUCCUUGGUAGCAAUUUCCAAACGCCUGAAGGUACCAUGUUCAUCUGUACAAACAAUAGUACGCAAGUAUAAACACCAUGGGACCACACAGCCGUCAUACCGCUCAGGAAGGAGACGCGUUCUGUCUCCUAGAGAUGAACGUACUUUGGUGCGAAAAGUGCAAAUCAAUUCCAGAACAACAGCAAAGGACCUUGUGAAGAUGCUGUAGGAAACAGGUACAAAAGUAUCUAUAUCCACAGUAAAAUGAGUCCUAUAUCGACAUAACCUGAAAGGCCGCUCAGCAAGGAAGAAGUCACUGCUCCAAAACCGCCAUAAAAAAGCCAGACUACGGUUUGCAACUGCACAUGGGAACAAAGAUGGUACUUUUUGGAGAAAUGUCCUCUGGUCUGAUGAAACAUAAAUAGAACUGUUAGGCCAUAAUUGUAACAGUCCUGACCUAUUUAUGUUAGUUUUUAUGUGUUUAUGGUCAGGGCAUGUGUUUUGGGUGGGCAGUCUAUGUUAUCUGUUUCUAUGUUGGUUUCGGUUUGCCUGGUAUGGCUCUUGAUUAGAGGCAGGUGUUUUGCAUUUUCCUCUAAUCAAGAGUCAUAUUUAGGUAGGGCAUUCUCACUGUUUGUUGGUGGGUGAUUGUCUCCUGUGAUGUCUUCGUUAUGUUAGAUGUAUUCACUUUUGGAGCUGUUUGGCUGUUCGUAUGUUUCGAUGUCCGUUCCUGUUCGUGAGUUUACGUUUGUCCAUGUAAGUUUAUGUUCAGGUUGCGUGUACGUCGUUUUCUUAUUUUGUAGUUUGUUAAAGUGUUUUGUUUCGUGUCAUCAGUUUUCGUUAUAAAUAAAGAUGGCAUAUUUCCCUGA
This is a messenger RNA of Salvelinus fontinalis (brook trout), 5421 nucleotides long. It is a transcript of the gene adora2b, whose product is annotated as adenosine A2b receptor. The coding region runs from base 1740 to 2831 and encodes 363 amino acids. The record is from RefSeq and is a predicted model, not a curated record. Gene Ontology annotation, molecular function: G protein-coupled adenosine receptor activity. The transcript has 3 exons. Gene Ontology annotation, cellular component: membrane. Lineage: Eukaryota; Metazoa; Chordata; Actinopteri; Salmoniformes; Salmonidae. Gene Ontology annotation, biological process: adenylate cyclase-activating G protein-coupled receptor signaling pathway; G protein-coupled adenosine receptor signaling pathway; vasodilation.